Messenger RNA from Gaeumannomyces tritici R3-111a-1, 2487 nucleotides. RefSeq lists its product as hypothetical. NCBI's taxonomy places the organism in Eukaryota, Fungi, Ascomycota, Sordariomycetes, Magnaporthales, Magnaporthaceae. The record is from RefSeq and is a predicted model, not a curated record. The transcript has 5 exons. Bases 1 to 2487 code for a protein of 828 amino acids.
AUGGCUAUUAAGCGCACUGUGUCCAUCCACGAGGCUGGAUCCUCUUCCGGCACCGACCCAAACACCCACUCUUCUGCCCAAAACGCAGAGAACCAUGUCCCGCAACCCGGCGGCGACUCUGCCCGAGACCCCAACCCGGUUCCCGAGUCUCGUCCGGCACCGGCCACGGACCCGGAAGGCCUGGAGUUUAACGUGCGGCCCUUGAGCAGCGCCAAAGGCCUCAUGGUGAGGGUGCAACCGCCCAAGGCGCCCGGGGGAGUGCCCGCCGACUACCACGUGCCCUGCGACAUCGUGCUGGUCAUCGACGUGUCCGCGAGCAUGUCGUCCGCGGCCGUGCCCCCCGUCAAGAAGGGCGAGGCCGGCGAGGACCACGGGUUUAACACGCUCGACCUGGUUAAGCACGCUGCCCUUACGAUCCUGGCCACCCUGGACGAGCGGGAUAGGCUGGGCAUUGUGAAGUUUAGCCGCAACGCAAAGGUGGUGAUGGAGCUUUUGCCCAUGGUCGAGGAAAAUAAGAAGCUUGCCGAAACAGAGCUCUUAAAGCUUGCGCCGACCUUGGAUACUGUCAUGUGGAACGGCAUCGCCGCGGGGUUCGGUGUUUUCGAAGGAAAGCAGGAUGGCAGCAAUAGGGUUCCUGCAGUUAUGCUUAUGACUGAUGGCGUGCCGACCAGCAUUCCCAGCAGCGGCUGGGUAGGCAAGCUAAACACGAUCCGCCCAUUUCCGGCCCCUAUCCACACCUUCGGCUUUGGAUAUUCUCUCGAGUCGGGCGUUCUCAAGUCCAUCUCUGAGCUUACUGGCGGCCAUUAUGCCUUUAUCCCUGACUGCGGAAUGAUUGGCACGGUCUUCAUCCACGCCGUCGCCAACCUACAGUCUACAUUUGCGACCGAGGCCCAGCUAAAGAUCGACUUCCCGGCGACCCUGGGUCUUCAAGCGGCCAUCGGCAAAAAUUAUCAGAUCUUACCCGUGGAGGAAAUGGAACCUGGCAGUGGACAACGGGCCAAGCGAUCGCGCCUUACCGUCGGCCUCGGGGCGUUGCAGUUCGGAAUGUCCAAAGAUCUUUACUUUGAGCAUAGCGGAGAGGCGGCGCAGCUGGAAGGCUACCUCCCGGCCGACCAGACCGUCGCGGUCGAGCUUAGCUACAAAACCCUGGGCGGCGAGCGGAGCACCCUGAAGCUGGGCCGGGACACAUUCAGGGCUGACGACCCGCCCGAGGCCGAGGUCGCCUACCACGUGUCCCGCUCAAUGCUAUGCAAGUUCCUCUCAUCCCUCUUCCCCUACCCGGCCGGCGGCGAGCGCCAGCGGCACGGCUGGGGCGAGGCCAAAACGCGGUACGAGGACCGGACGCCGAUCGAUUCAGAGCUGGCGGCGCGGCUAUGCGGCGUUAAGCGGGCCAUGCCGGCGUGGGACCUGGCCGGGGCGUCGGAAGACUGCGCGUCGCUGAUCCAGGACAUCGAGGGCCACGAGCCGCACGGCCAGGUGGCGCUGGCCCUGUCGCGCCGCGAUUACUGGGACCGCUGGGGCGGCCACUACCUACUCGGCCUGCUCGACGCCCACACGCGCCAGGCCUGCAACUCGUUCAAAGACCCCGGCCCGGGCCGGUACGGGCUCGCCAGCCCCCUGUUCGCCGCCCGCCGCGCUCGUCUGGACCGCGCCUUCGACGCCGUCAAGCCGCCACCGCCGAGCAGGGUGCCCCCGCCCCCGUACCGCAGUAGCAGCAUCGGCAACUGCGAGCGGCGCAUGUACUCCAUGAGCGACGCGUACCUCAACAGCAGCGCGCCCUGCUUCGCCGGCGCCACGCGCGUCCGCCUGGCCGAAACGGCGACGACGGUGGCCAUCCGCGACCUCGCGCGCGGUAUGCGCGUGCACACGCCGCUGGGGCCCCGGGCCGUGGCGGCCGUGCUGCGGACGCGGGUGUGGCGUGCGGCCGUGCGGCGCGUCGGCGGCGUCGUGGUUACGCCCUGGCACCCGGUCAGAAGGACCGGCGGCGGCGGGUGGGCGUUCCCGGCCGACAUGGCCGAGGCGCGGCCCGCGCUGUACACGGGCUCCGUCUUCUCGGUCCUGCUCGAGCCCGACCCCCGCCCGCGGGCCCACGCCUUUCUGGUGGCCGAGUCCGCCGCCGGCGCGGGCUCGCCGCCGGUCCUGUGGGGCGUGUGCCUUGGCCACGGCCUGGCGGGGAGGACGAGGGGUGAGGCUGACGGGGAGGAGGCGGCCGAAGAUGCGGGGGACGAUGUUAGGAACCACGAGUUCUGGGGCGACUAUGCCCGCGUCGCUGCCGAGAUGGCGCGCCUCCCGCGAGGCGGCCGCGACGGCGUCGUGCUCUGCGGCGGCGUCAGGCGGUCCAGGGUCACGGGCAGGACGGUUGGGCUCCGGAAGCCUGGGCUGUCGCGUGGGCUGGCGAAGGCCGGGAAGACGAUGGUUUGGAAGCUGCGGGGACGCUUUGUUAGGGCGGCAAGGUCGUCGAGGAAGGGCCUUAUCUCCGCGGUUUAA